CGUCGGGCCAGCCUCACCGGUUCACUGCCAGCGCUCGGUUCUUCUUCUACGGUUCUCCAAACUGCAUGUUAUGUUUCAUUAAAAAAAUUAAAAAAAUCGUCAUGAAGGUUUGACUGUUAACAAAGGUAUCGGUUCUAACAGUGGCUGCCAUUAUAAGCAAAACGGGAGAUGAAGGUGAAAGUCAAGCAGUGGAACGGCGUGGCGUCCUGGUUGUGGGUGGCCAACGACGAGAACUGUGGGAUCUGCAGGAUGUCAUUCAAUGGAUGCUGUCCAGACUGUAAGGUUCCUGGGGACGAUUGUCCACUGGUCUGGGGCCAGUGCUCCCACUGUUUCCAUAUGCAUUGCAUCCUCAAAUGGCUCAACUCUCAGCAGGUCCAACAACAGUGUCCAAUGUGCCGGCAAGAAUGGAAGUUUAAGGAAUGACUGUGCCCAAGCAUCACUGUGGCAGUGCCUUGCCGAGAACAGGAUGCCUUCAGCUGAAGUGUGACACUUUUGCAAGUGAAUUGUAUAAAGAAAUGUGUAUGUUUUUAUAUCCCUGUGGUUUGCAUUGGUCAUGCCUUUGCAUCAUGCUGGCCAAUUGAAUUGGUUAUUAAAUACUUUAUUUUCUAUGAAA
Molecule: messenger RNA, 613 nt
Organism: Gadus morhua (Atlantic cod)
Lineage: Eukaryota; Metazoa; Chordata; Actinopteri; Gadiformes; Gadidae
Gene: anapc11
Product: APC11 anaphase promoting complex subunit 11 homolog (yeast)
Exons: 3
Coding region: 169-423 (84 amino acids)
Biological process (GO): anaphase-promoting complex-dependent catabolic process
Cellular component (GO): anaphase-promoting complex
Molecular function (GO): zinc ion binding; ubiquitin protein ligase activity; cullin family protein binding
Source: RefSeq, a predicted model, not a curated record